AUGCAAUUAUUUUGUAAUCGUGAAAAAAAUGAAUUUUUCGAAUUUUCUGGGGUUAAGAAUCUCAUUGGCGAAGACUCGGUGUUUUCCAUAUCUCGUGGAACUUGCGUCUCUUUCGUGGAACUAUUUCAUGUUCUGGUCCCGAAACUCGAGUUGAAUCAAAAUGUAUGCCAUUCAGUCACGCAGACAUUUAGUAAUAUUCUUUUUUUUUUCGUCGCAUGUUCGUGGGGAAUGACGUGGGAGUUGUUGGGAGAGUUCGACACUGAACUUUACGCGGAUGUCGUUGCGUGGUGUCCGAGUAAUGCGGAUUCCGAAGUGUUGGUUUGCGGAACUUACCAAUUGUGCGAGAACGUCGGCGAAGAUGUCGGUUUACGGAAAGGUGGACUAAUCUGCUUGAGACGGGAUGUGGAUGGGAAAGGAAUUCGUGCUACUGCUAGGGUAGAGGACGUUCCUGGAAUUCUGCACUUCACGUGGAUUCCGUCUACAUGUGAUCAGGUGUUGUGUACCGCGGAUGCCGAAGGAGACGUACUUCUUUAUCGGCUCAAUAGCAAAGAUGGCAGUGAUUCUUUUGAAAAGGUGACGAAGUCGUCAGCAAAAGUCGACGGUUUGGCACUCUAUGUGGAUGCGACACGAGACUGCAAACUGGUCGUUUCCACGAGCAAAGGAGCAGUAACUACUUACGACUCGCUUGGGGGAAGUCUCGAAGAAACUGCGUCUUUCGGUGCUCAUGAGUACGAAGCCUGGAUCGCUCAUUGGGACGUAAAUUCCGAAAGUAUUAUCUAUUCUGGUGGAGACGAUUGCGUUUUGCGUUGCUUCGACGUGAGAAGCAGUCCAAAAAGUGCGAGCGACGCAGUGGCAACGGUAAAACGAGCUCAAGGCGGAGUAACAGCAAUUGCCACUCAUCCUGACUAUGAGAACUUAGUUCUCUGUGGAAGCUACGAUGAGAAGAUGUAUAUUUUUGACAAACGUUCGUGGCGGCGAGAAGUAGACGCCUUGUCAUGCGAUGGCGGCGUUUGGAGAAUCCGUUGGCAUCCCGGAAGAAAAGAUCUCAUCGGUAUUGCUGCGAUGCACGGCGGAUUCUGCGUCGUUGAUGUUAAAUCCGCUGAGUGCAUGAAGUUGGUGGAUCGGUAUUCCACGCACAAAAGCUUGGCUUACGGGAUAGACUGGAGACCGAGCAGCAAACCGGACCAUUUCGAAUUGGCCACGUUACCGUGCUAUCCUACGAUGGAGCACCACAUUGCUCCGGGGAUUCCGGUGAGCGUUCCUCAAACUCCACCCACCCUUCAUCACGUUGCCGCGCAGCAAGCGCAACAGCCGCCUCCUGUUCCACAUUUGAUGCACCAUCACCACAACGUUGCCGCGCAGCAACCGUCCGAAGAACAUCAUGCUGCCGUACAAACUCAUCACCAGCACCAGCCAUUGCACCAUCAAUCGCAUCAUUCCGGUCAUCGCGGGCGGGCCGGUCAGCAGCAUUUUUGUCUGCGAUGGAACAAUUUCCAGAUGAACAUCACAUCUGUUUUCGAACAUCUUCUCAGAAGCGAAACUUUUGUUGAUGUUACGCUUGCUUGCGAUGGGUCCCAAAUCAAAGCGCACAAGAUGGUUUUAUCUGCCUGCUCACCGUAUUUUCAGCAGCUGUUAUCUCAAAAUCCUUGCAAGCACCCCAUCAUUAUUCUCCCAGCCGAGGUUCGCAUGUCAGAAAUGAAGUCGAUCAUUGAAUUCGUUUACCGCGGAGAGAUUGAUGUAGCUCAGGAACAGCUUCCUGAUCUUCUUAAAGUCGCAGAUGCGUUACAGAUCAAGGGUCUCUGUGAGGUAACUGAGAAAGGCGGUGUAACUGCUGCACGUGGUCGCAACAGGCACCUACAUUCGUAUCGUCCAGCCCUACGGCACAGUCGACUGAGCCAUCCUUUCAAGUAUCGAAGAAGACAUCUAGAAAAUCUGACGAGACGGAAUUUCGGUCGUGGAGGCGGGAGGGGAGUUGGUAAUGGUCCGAACAGGGUAGCUGGAAUGUCCGGUGGUGUUGGUCUUUCGGCUGUGAAAACCGAAGGAAACGACGAACACAUUGUGAAGCGCGAAAACGUGAUAAUGCAUCCGUCGCCUGGGGGAGUCAUGAAUUCAUCGGCUCAGCAUCACCAGCAGCUCGGACAUCACCAGACGUCCGAAGGCCAAGAGAAUCAGUAUUUUGUGCUUAAACCUGUAGGACAGCACGGGAUGCAGCCUCAGUCCCAGGGAAUCGACAUGCUUUCUCCAGGCAUGCCUAUGCAGCAACCAGGAGACAACAUGGUCAUGAUGAUGCCUCAAGAAGGCGAGCAUCCUGACUAUGGGCAGCAUCAGCAUCAAUACCAACAGCAACAGAAUGCUGAGAGUGAUUCCUCACAGUUUGCAGUGGGACCUGAACUCUUGGGUCUUGUUUCAACCUCUGGAGAGUGUGUCAUGGGGAGUCCAAGCCCUGGACAACAUCAGACGUCCGCGGCUUCCAUGAAGAAUUGGACGGAACAGGAUCUAGAGCAAGCUUUGGAUGCCCUGAGGCAGAAGACUAUGUCUUUGACGAGGGCCUCGGCACACUUCGGUAUACCUUCGACGACGCUUUGGCAACGGGCUCAUCGAGCUGGGGUUGACAUCCCGAGACAUAUGAGCCCCAUGAAAACAUGGACUGAUGAUGAUCUGCGUUCAGCAUUGGAAGCUAUGCGGGCAGGGACAUUAUCGGCUCACCGAGCUUCGAAGGAAUACAAUAUUCCCUCAUCCACGCUCUACAAAAUUGCCAAAAAAGAAGGCAUCAAAUUGGCGCAGCCGUUCAACUCCACGCCGCCGUCGUGGUCAAGAGAUGAUCUUCGCCGUGCGUUUGAUGCCAUUAAAAGCGGAAUGAGUGUAACCAAGGCUUCCACCGAGUUCGGAAUCCCGUCUGGGACGUUGUAUGGGAAAUGUCGCAGAGAAGGGAUUGAGUUGCGGGGCAGCAAAGAGUCUGCAAACUGGAGUGAGGAAGACUUGGUCGAGGCACUCGAAGCUGUCCGUGUUGGCGAGAUGUCCAUCAACCAAGCCAGUCUUCACUUCAGUGUACCUUAUUCUACGCUUUACAACAGGUUUCGCAAGUGUGCGAUGGCUGAGGAGGAGGAGGACGAACAGCAUAAAAAUUCUAGUUCGGAGCAAGAUCCGAACCGAGUUGGGAUCGUUGUAGGUCCAAAUGGAAGAGUAGAUCCGUCCUCGGACCCUUCCCAGGUGGUAGACGUGUCUGCGAGCGCUGGAAGUCAGCAGGGUAUGGAUGAUAUGGAUAUGAGCCAGUCAGGUGAGGAAGCCCGUCGCGACUCUCGAAACUCGCCGGCGGACAUGCAGCAACAGCAGCAGCAGCACUACACGCCGGACGCGUACCAACAUCACCACGGGCAACCAGCAAACGACAGCGGGCAAAUCCCUCUGACCCCAGUGCCGCAGAGCUGAACUCGCCCCCCAUCUGCUCCCCCCCACCCCCUGCCGAUCUGUGAUGGACGCCCCCCACAGGGACAGAAGUUACGCACGUCCGCCUUCACCACUUAUAUGCAUAUACAUAAUUAUAUAGGAAUAUAUUUUUCCCUUAGGGAGGAAGAACUAUUGGACCUGUGGUUGUACUUAAAAACGGGGGCGAGGAGGAGAAACUCACCGCCUUUUUUUAACUGACCCGGGCUUGAAUCGGUACAAUUAACGGUAUGUUAUUUAUUUCGCGGUCAACCGGAUGUUGUUGUUUCCUUGGAAGACGUUUUUGAGUCGGCUCACCUGGAUUUGGUUUCAGUAAUGAUGCGCGGAACAACUCGCUCCGUUGAAUUGCGAUUCCCCAGGGCUCCGUAUUUUUUUUUCCCCCGUGUCUUGCGGAGUCGCUGUGUAAAAUCAAUGGAACUCAUUCAGGUCUGAUGACCGCUUUGUGUAAAAUCGAACUCGUUCAGGUCUGAUGACCACUUUGUGUCUGCUUAUAUAACCUUUGGAAUUGACGCGUUGUCUGUUCAGUUCGCGGAAGAAAAGAAAAAGACAUUGGUGCUGUUUUAGUGCGUGGCCGACCCAAAUUUAUUCAUGAAUCAGCACGUGGUUAAUGCGUUGCAUCAUGGCCAAAUCUUGAUGGCUUUUUCAUGGAAUAAAACAAAGUCGAGAGUUAAUUAAAAGUAUUUUGUUCGUUGCUAAAUACUGUGCAUUUAUAGGAUUGUGGAAAUUUUUUUUUUUUUCGAAAAAAUGGGCUCAAAAGUCAAAACCGGAAUGCUGUCUAUGUUCAAGAUACUCAACUAGAGGCCAAUUUCCUUCAAUCGUUUUUGUAAUAGUCCACCGAAAUUAGGAUGCGGCCUAUGUUCAAGCGUGGCCUAAAUUUCUCUAAGGCAUUUCUAAGAGUGAAGGUUAUGGACUGUAGAAAUUAAAUUCAGCUAUUAAAAAGUUUGAGUUUCUGUUUCACUGUGAGAAGUUACAAUAAUUUUGCCGCAAUCGAUUUUUGGCAGAAUCGAUGCGCUUCGUAUCGCUUCAGAUCAUCCAUAAUUAUAGGCCACAUCCGGAUUCUGAAUAUAAAUGUCGGGGGGGG
This is a messenger RNA of Notodromas monacha, 4525 nucleotides long. The record is from the annotation of a GenBank genome assembly. NCBI's taxonomy places the organism in Eukaryota, Metazoa, Arthropoda, Ostracoda, Podocopida, Cyprididae.